CUCUGCUCUCACCUCCAUCUUGUCUCGGGCCUCGGACCUCCGAUUCCUCUUCUCCGUCGUCCACACACGCGUCGAUACCGCGUCCUCGCGCUUCCCUCUCACCACUUGGACACUCUGGAGAGCAGCGCAGGUCCGAUCUUACCCUGCACCUGCGCGGUGCCCUCCAAUUCGACAGGUCCUUUUCGUCCGCCCUCCAUCCCUCCCUACCCCUGUCACGCACACUCUACACGACCGCGACACCGCCGCGUUGGUCCGUCACCAUGUCCGCUGCGCCGCCCUCACGGACAAUGUACAACGGCUCCGGUAACGGCCCCCUCUCCAACGUGCAAGAGCAUGAGGACAACGCAGGGGAUGGGCAACGCGCCCCAAGUCGCGAUUACGCCGAACCACUCGAACUGCCCGAGUUACCUGAGCUAGACUUCGGAGACACCAUUAUGCCCUCCACCCUUCCUCCGUCUUAUCAGGCCGCAACAGCGGCCGCAGCCUCUCCCAUCAGCCCAUCGCCUGCUACAACACCCAUGCCACAACCGCAGAUUCCCCAGCAUGCCGCAUACACCCACAGGCGUGUUGGAUCAGGUGCCAGCGGGCGCGACCAACCCCCAUACGCUCCUGUCGACUAUCCGAGCCAGCUAUCAUACGACUACUCGGACAGCCCACCUCCAGGUGACAGCCGGUUCUCCACACACAGCUCGAACAGCAAUGACCUGAGCAGCGACUUCUCAAACAUGCGGUUGACAAGUGCAGAUCCGCAACCCCGUGCGCCCGCCCCGUCAGCGUACGCUGGACCAUAUGGACAGCUGGCGGCUUCUGGCCUUCCUCCUCGAGGGCGCUCUGUGACUGGUGGGUCGCGCCCGGUGCAACACGGCGAUCCUUCGGCGAGCGUCUACAGUCUCGACACGGGCAUGAACGCAUACGCACAGCCCCCAGUUCCGCAGCAGCGGCAGAUGGGGUACCCCGGGGGCGGGCCACCUCCUAGUCGAGUACCUACAAGCGGGUGGCCAAAUCAGCCGCAGCCUUAUCCUCCUCGAGGACCAGGACAAGCGCCGGCGUCGCCCAACGUCAACAACCCGUACUACACAGCCGCGAACGAUUUUGUUGGGUUGCCGCCAGCCCAGGGCAUGGGCGGACCAUUCGCAGGGCCUGGAGGUGUCGCCGGUCCUGGUGGCCCCGGUCCUGCCCCAGGGCCAUCAAGGCAGCCCAGCAUGUCCACCCUCGUGCGGACCAAUACAUCUCGCUCGACCCUCUCCCUCUCGUCCAUCUCUUCUGCGCCUAGGAUGCCCAUCGAGUCGGUGGGGGCUUCAUCAACACGCCGACGCGGUGGAGCUGCCGCGAUCGAUGUCUCCAAGCCGCCAUACACACGCGAGUUUGUGGAAGACUACCGGAAUCGCAUGAAGGUUGACCCCGACCCAGAGGCGCAAUUUGCAUUUGCCAAAUACCUCAUCGAGGCCGCCAAGAAGCUUGGAGACGAAAUCUCCUCCACCGAUCCCCGACAGGGUCGCAAAUACCGCGACUCACUGCUCGCCGAGAGCCUUCGCAAUGUCAAGAAGUUGGCCGAGGGCAAGGAACCUUAUGCCGACGCUCAGUUCUUCCUCGCCAACCUGUAUGGCACCGGACAGUUGGGCUUGCAGGUCGAUCACGAGAAGGCCUACUACCUUUACCUCAUGGCUUCCAAAUUGAACCACCCUGCCGCGACGUACCGUGCGGCCGUGUGCUGCGAGCUGGGUGCUGGGACCAAGCGCGACGCGAACCGCUCGGUGCUUUUCUACCGCAAGGCCGCCGCGCUCGGCGACACAGCGGCAAUGUACAAGCUCGCGCUGAUCCUACUCAACGGGUUGAUGGGUCAUCCGCGCAACCCACGCGAGGCCUUGGUAUGGCUGCGCCGCGCAGCUGCGCAGGCCGACGAAGACAACCCGCAUGCGCUGCACGAGCUUGCUCUUCUUCACGAGCGGCCAAAUAACGGCUCGGGCGGCGUCAUCCCCCACGACCCCAUUGCUGCGCGCGAGUAUUUGACCCAAGCGGCUCAGCUCGGCUAUGCUCCAGCGCAGUUCAAACUCGGCUCGUGCCAUGAGUUCGGUACGCUAGGCUUCCCUAUCGACCCUCGCCGCAGUAUUGCGUGGUACACCCGCGCCGCGGAGCGCGGAGACGCCGAGGCUGAGCUCGCCCUCAGCGGCUGGUACCUCACUGGCUCGGAGGGCGUGCUCAAGCAGUCUGACACCGAGGCGUACCUCUGGGGUCGCAAGGCCGCCAACAAGGGUCUCGCCAAGGCCGAAUACGCUGUAGGAUAUUACACCGAAAUUGGCAUAGGUGUCAAGCAGGAUAUGGAGCUGGCCAAGCGAUGGUACAUGCGGGCAGCGAGCCAAGGCAACAAGCGCGCGAUGCAGCGCCUCGCAGAGCUGAACAGCAACCGCAACAUGAAGGGCAGCGGCAAGCGGCCAACACGUAAGGAUGCGGAAGGGGAGUGUGUAGUCAUGUAGGCUGGCCGAUAGAGUGGUAAUGGUAAUUCAUAGGUGGAUUGUCUUGUACAGCAUGCACAUCGCCGUGUCUCACA
Cutaneotrichosporon oleaginosum is the source of this 2548-nucleotide messenger RNA. RefSeq lists its product as uncharacterized. The record is from RefSeq and is a predicted model, not a curated record. Lineage: Eukaryota; Fungi; Basidiomycota; Tremellomycetes; Trichosporonales; Trichosporonaceae. Gene Ontology annotation, molecular function: protein binding.